GUGAAGCGAGGACCACUUAGGCUAUUUGGAGGAUUCUACAAGUAUGUCACAACGAAAUGAUCGCGGCGAUGAUUACCGACGAGGAAACUAUGGUGAUGAGCGAGAUCGGAGGUAUCACGCCCCAAGUUUGGACCGUGACGAUGAACCUGAAGACCGAAGGGAGCGGAGGCGUGAAGACCACGGACGGAGUGGGCGAGGACGCGACGAACGUAGCAACGAACGACAUGUUGACUCGCCACGACGACCACCACCGGUCGUGUGCUUUGGCUGUAAAGUCGUAGGCCAUUACCGUAGCGACUGCUGGAGGCUGUGGACCAACCCUGAGACACGAAGACAAAUGGGGGCGGAUGGGUAUCGAUGCCCUCCUGAAUUCCAGCGUCGUGGGCGAUCAGGCUCACCACAAUCCAACCGUGGCACCUUUACCGAGCGGUCUCCGUUCGAAGAAUCGAAGACGAUGAAUCGGACCGAGAAUCUCGAGAAGACCGUCGAAGCAAUGAAGGCUUUCGUCGACACUGAGAUGGCCCGUCGGGCCGAGAAGGAGAGGAAGAAACUCGAGAAGGCGCAAGCCAAGAAAUGCGAGGAGGAGGAGCAAGCAGCGGCUGAAGCGGCAAAGCGAGCCGAAGAACUCAAGAGACAACGAAGACUCAAUAAAAUACGGAAGCAAGAGGAAGAACGUGAAGCGAUGGCUAAGGAUGUUGAAGUUUCGGUUGGACUACGGUUUGGUACCGUGGACGACCGCCUCAAAAACAUCAUAAGAGAAGUGUUGUCGGAGAGUAAUAUUCUGGCGAAGGAUAAGGGGAAGGCACCUGAAGCUAUCGCAUCCACAUCGGGCGUAGCUAAUGAGAGCGCGAUCGAUGUGAUCACCAAGAGCACCGAGGGGCUGCAAAUCACGGAGAAACGCAAGCGCGGGGAAGAUACACCUUUGGGGAAUAACCCACGAGUCACAACCCCAACGAAGCGAGUCACUAGGAGAACGAAUUUGAAACCGCUUCGUCUUGCGGAGAAGCUACGGAUGAGACCCGCUUUGAAGAAGACCAGCACGUUGCGACUCAACCGCGUGGCUAUGAUAGCGGUGAAGGCGAUUCUCCAAUAUACAACCUUGGAACGAAUGCAGUUUUUGGAAGCCACACACAGGGAUCUUAUCCCUAUUCACCACGACGAAAUUCGGGCUACUUGCGCCAGGGAGGGUGUUCCCUACAAAACCAAUUUGCAAGCCAUUUUUGACUUGGCUGAUCGUCGUGCCGAAGUAAAGUUUGGUCCGGAACAUCGGGGGACUGGGCCGACGAUCAUCCUCGAUUCCGAUUCUGGGGAUGUGUCGAAUGAGGAAGACGACGUGAGUAAUGCGUGAAAUUCGCUGACUAACGAGCAAUGGUUUUUGAUUUGUGAGACUGUGAUUGACUUCCGUAAACAACUAACGAG
This is a messenger RNA of Chara braunii, 1419 nucleotides long. The record is from the annotation of a GenBank genome assembly. Lineage: Eukaryota; Viridiplantae; Streptophyta; Charophyceae; Charales; Characeae.